UUGCGAGUAGGCCGCCGGAGUUGACGUAACCAAUCAAGACCAGUAAUUGUUACCAGUGAUAAGAAAUUGGCUGUCGUGUCUUCAACGAUAAGUGGGUCCACCAUUUAAGUCUACUUCGGACCUUUGGGUGUGUUUUUAGCUCUGUCUCCGCAUAUGGAAAUGAUAAUGGCCGAAAAUGGGCGUGUUUCAAGCGUACCUUCACCCUCGGGCUCUUCUUCAGAGGUGAGCUCUGCGAGUUCGUCGCCCUUGGGAUUGAGUGGCGAUGGCGGUAAUGGGGCGUGUCCUGGGCUCGGCUCUGGGGUGCCUGGUUCGACGCGCGGAAGCGGGUCCUCUAAUACGGACAUCUUCCAGAAGAUCAACGCCAUCUUAGAAAAUAAAUUAGAUUUGGGGAAUAUGGUGUUGGCUUCGGGUGGAGUGGGACGGGGAUCCCGAGGUCCACCCUAUGGUCCUUUCCGCACGCUGGGACCGCCCUCGGUUUCGGCGGCUGCGGCGGCUGCACUGACGGGAUGCUCUAAACCAUUUUUCUCUGCCAAUGAGCAGACUCAAAUGCUUUCUAAUAUCCUCGGAAUGGAUUCCAACGAAGGCUCGUCCAUUUACUCUCUGGGUGGCAGAGCUCGCACUCGGGGGGGUGAAUAUCGCUACUUCGAUGGCGGGUCGGUCCCCAAUUACUUUCCCAACCGGCCCCGCCAUUGCAGUACAACAGCAGUGGAUGGAGAAGCCGUCUUUGGAUUGGACCAUUGGGGGUCGCCGGAUUCCGGCUUCAAUCCCCGGACUGGUGCCAGGGAGAGGAUUUACAGCAGCGAGGGCGGUAGUCCCACGUUGGACGAGGCCAUCCUCAUGGGCAUCCCUGCGUCCUCCCAUCAGCCCCACCAUUUGCGCGGGCCCCACGCCCACAAGCUGGAUUCGGUGCGAGGCGGUGAUUCGCCCAACUCUGAUGCUGGUUAUGGAACAAGUUACGGAAGCUAUCUUUCAUCUGGAACUCGAUCAGUUCGAGCCUCUGAUUAUCGAGGCUCGACUAGUGAUGGUUCGUACCUCCCAAAAGGGAACUUCGAUCAGCUUGAGCCCUCCCAAGACCUUGGUGCCAUGAUGAAUGCCUUUCAUCAGACUGGCGGGAGAUGUAUGGAAUCUCCAGUGGAUCAAUCGCGCCAAUCGCUUGGAACGAGGAUCAUGGGCGAAGUCAAUUCGUUGGAUAUCGAGACCGAUGGUCCUCGUCGAAAGAAAGGAAGUUUGGGACAAGGCGACCCAUCCCAUGACCUAGAAUCUAUGAUGACUUCCAUGACCUUGGGAGGUUCAAAAGCCAAGGAGUCGCUCAUGAAAAUGGGACGAAUCCAUGAUAGCUCGCACUCCAAUUCUCAAGCAACGAAACAAUGGCUAUUAUCAGCCCAGUCUUGGAUCUUACGGCAUGCCCAACUUUUAUUCGCCCAAUGGAUCCGCCAUUGAUCCUGAAUCCCUAGAAAAAGCGGCCAAAAUCAAUCGUCAUGGUACCGCCGUGUACGACGCCUCGUGCACUUGGUCGGGUCAAUUGCCCUCCCGAAACAUGCGCAAUGCUCUGCUCUCGUGUAAAGUGUUCUUGGGAGGUGUUCCGUGGGAUAUCACAGAAAUGUCUUUGGUCAACGCUCUUAAGCCUUUCGGUCAGAUCCGCAUUGAAUGGCCCGGCAAGGACACGUCGUCCGUGCCUAAGGGCUAUCUCUACGUGAUCUUCGACAACGAGCAGGAAGUCAAGGCCCUCCUGAAUGCCUGCACACACGACUUUGGCAAUGGAUGUAGCUGGUAUUUCCGCAUCUCGUCACGCCGUAUGCGCAACAAAGAGGUCCAAGUGAUUCCAUGGGUGAUUGCCGAUUCGAAUUUUGUACGGAUGCCUUCGCAACGGCUGGAUCCGCAAAAGACGAUCUUUGUGGGGGCUCUUCACGGCAUGUUGACAGCGGAAGGUCUGGCUAACAUCUUCAACGACCUCUUCGGAGGCGUGGUCUAUGCUGGUGUCGACACGGAUAAGUACAAAUAUCCCAUUGGAUCCGGCAGAGUCACGUUCAACAACAAUCGAUCCUACAUGAAAGCAGUUUCCGCAGCCUUCAUUGAGAUCAAGACGUCAAAGUUCACCAAAAAAGUCCAAGUGGACCCGUACCUGGAGGAUGCCUUGUGUUCCUCGUGUGGAACCCGUCAGGGCCCGUAUUUUUGCCGUGACGUAGGCUGCUUCCGCUAUUUCUGCCGCAAUUGUUGGGAAAUCCAACACUCGUUCGAAGCUUGCCGCAGCCACAAGCCGCUAAUGCGAAACAGCAACAAGAACGCACUUCUAUCGCCCCUUGGGACCAGGCCCAACACUAUGUACUCUCUGGAAGGUUCUCCGUAUAUCCAAGAGAGACGAAUCUUUGAUUAACUGCAACAAGUUCGUCCUGAUUAGAGGAGGGAAGGACUUGUUUACUACCCCUGUUUUAAAACAAAGGCUUUAACUAGAAUAAUAGGUACAGAUCUUCCAAACACCCCCUUGACCCUGAGAGAGCUUUCCGCUCUCCCUUGGCCGAAUCUAGUUUAGCUCGAUCUUUUCGCCAACCCAUCAUCCAUCAAUCCGUCCCUGUCUCAUGGUACAUUUCUCGUUUUGAGUUUUCCCUUUGUUCUGUACUCAACGGAAAAAUUGUGUGGAACAAUUUUGUUUUCUGUCAUGUCGAGUGAGGAAAAAAGCUCAACUCUAUCUCUCUCACGACUAAAGAUUGGGAGUCGGUAGCUUCCAAAGUGAAAGAAAUUGUGACAUGUAUGUUUUUCCCGCGAGGAAUUGUGUGCUCUCGAUUGUAGUUUAUUAUUACCAGCAGCCACUUUCUUCCCACUCAACUCGAUUCUGUUUGAUUCCCAAUUCCAAUUGUCUAUUCUCUGCCUCUCUUUCUUGUCUCCCAUGAUUUUUGUCCAGCUUCACUGGGUUUUCUGAGCGAAUCAUCUCUUAAGCAUUGCGAAGAAUAAUUAUUAUUGAAAUGGUUUUUGUACCCUCCUCUACUAGCUACUACCCCCAUCUCGUUUUCUACGAAUUCUGAAUGUAAUUUUUUGUUUGGUGCAUCAGCUCUAUUGAUGUGGACCACUAAAGUCUCCAGGCGGUGUUUUCUAUCUUUUUCUCAAAUGUAUCGAUUAAUAUGUAUCCCUCAUUGUAUUAUUUCGGUCAAAUGAAUUAUAUUGAAAAGUCCA
This is a messenger RNA of Tigriopus californicus, 3168 nucleotides long. RefSeq lists its product as uncharacterized. Gene Ontology annotation, molecular function: mRNA 3'-UTR binding; ribosome binding; translation factor activity, RNA binding. Gene Ontology annotation, cellular component: nucleus; synapse; neuron projection. Lineage: Eukaryota; Metazoa; Arthropoda; Copepoda; Harpacticoida; Harpacticidae. The record is from RefSeq and is a predicted model, not a curated record. Gene Ontology annotation, biological process: negative regulation of cytoplasmic translation.